CGUGCGCACAAACCCCGCCUUCUCUGUCCUUCCAACAUGGCGCCGAUGUUGGCGCCGCUAAAAUGCGGCUUUCUCUUCCAAAGUCGAAAACUGUCACUUCUUCUUCAAAGGACGAGCUCACACCACAUUUGGAGUCAAAAUCGCGGCGAGAACGGGACGAAGUACACGCGACAAAGUUCUUACCUGCUCAGUACUCCGCCACGCUUAAGAACAAGCACAUGGACUGCAAACAAAAAUGAAAGGAGUCAACACAUUUUGGAGGCAGCAAAACAUUUGCAGGUUACAGACAGACGAACAUGCUGGCAUGGAAAUGCUGGAGGAGGUCUCAGUGCAGACCCCAAAAAUGUGCUGAAAGAGGUGAACUCAUCCACCAUCCUGUCUGCCAUGCUCUCUUAUGUGUGGCCAAAGGACAGACCUGACCUACGGGCCCGUGUUGCCAUCUCUCUGGGCCUGCUCGCUGCAGCCAAGAUCACCAAUGUGACAGUGCCCUUCAUGUUUAAGUAUGCAGUGGACGAGCUUAACCAGAUGUCGGGACACAUGCUGAACCUGAACGAUGCGCCAAGCACUGUGGCUACCAUGGCAACGGCCAUGCUGAUUGGCUAUGGCUGCUCACGAGCCUGUGCAGCCCUCUUCAAUGAGCUUCGAAACAUGGUAUUUGGCAAGGUGGCCCAGAGCUCCAUCCGACGCAUCGCCAAGAACGUCUUCCUCCAUUUGCACAAUCUGGAUCUGGGCUUCCAUCUCAGCCGCCAGACGGGAGCAUUGUCCAAGGCCAUCGACCGUGGCACCCGAGGCAUCUCCUUUGUCCUAAGUGCCCUCAUCUUCAAUCUGGGUCCCACUGUCUUUGAGAUGGGCCUCGUUAGUGCCAUCUUGUUCUACAAGUGUGGUGGACAGUUCACGGCUGUGGCCUUGGGUACAUUAUCCACUUACACCCUUUUCACCAUCCUCAUGACACAAUGGAGGACGCGCUUUCGCAUAGAAAUGAACAAAGCAGACAACGAAGCAGGCAACGCCGCUAUCGACUCCCUGCUUAACUACGAAACUGUUAAGUAUUUCAACAAUGAGAAAUAUGAAGCUGAAAGGUAUGAUGGCUUCCUGAAAACCUAUGAGUCAUCGUCGUUACAAACUACGUCCACGCUUGCGAUGCUUAAUUUCGGCCAGAGCGCCAUCUUCAGUGUGGGCCUCACUGGCAUCAUGCUACUGGCGAGCAAGGGCAUUGCAGCAGGUACAAUGACGAUGGGGGAUCUGGUGAUGGUGAACGGCCUGCUCUUCCAGCUCUCCCUCCCGCUGAACUUCCUGGGCACAGUGUACAGAGAGACCCGGCAGGCUCUUAUAGACAUGAACACGCUUUUCACGCUGCUCAGCAUUGACACAAAGAUCAAGGAAAAGGAUCUGGCCCCGCCUUUAAGCAUCACACCACAGGAGGCCACCAUUCGCUUUGAGGAUGUAUAUUUUGAAUACCUGGAUGGCCAGAAAAUCCUGAAUGGCGUGACUUUUGAGGUGCCUGCUGGGAAGAAGGUAGCCAUAGUCGGUGGCAGCGGGUCCGGGAAGAGCACUGUUAUGCGGCUGUUGUUCCGCUUCUAUGAGCCCCAGCGGGGGAACAUCUACAUCGCAGGGCAGAAUAUCCGAGAUGUCAGCCUUGAAAGCUUGAGGAAGGCUUUGGGGGUCGUGCCUCAGGAUGCCGUUCUGUUCCACAACACCAUUUUCUACAACCUGCUGUAUGGGAACAUCCACGCUACACCUGAAGAGGUUUACCAAGUAGCUCGCCUUGCAGGCAUCCAUGAUGCUAUCCUCAGGAUGCCACAUGGUUACGACACCCAAGUUGGGGAGCGAGGCCUCAAGCUCUCAGGCGGGGAGAAGCAACGUGUCGCCAUCGCCCGUGCAGUAUUAAAGAAUCCGCCCAUUUUCCUGUAUGAUGAAGCAACAUCGUCUCUGGACUCUAUCACAGAAGAGAACAUCCUUAGCUCAAUGAAGACGGUGGUGAAGGAAAGGACGUCGGUGUUCAUCGCCCACAGGCUGUCCACCGUUGUUGACGCAGAUGAGAUUAUUGUGCUGAGUGAGGGUAAAGUGAAAGAGCGAGGCGACCACGAAAUGCUCCUCAACACCCCGGGAAGCUUGUACGCCGACCUGUGGAACACGCAGAACAGCAGGAUCCUCAACAGCGGCAAGAACCCCACCCCGCCGCCGGCCGAGCGCCUCUCCCAAAAGGAGGAGGAGAGGAAGAAACUGCAGGAGGAGAUUCUCAACAGUGUGAAGGGCUGUGGGAACUGCUCCUGCUGAGAGAAAAUGCCACAGAUGGCCCAAGCUGGAGUCCCUGGUCCGUGGGUUAUUCGAGGAGGGAAAGCGGGGGGGUUUGUGUCCCCGUCGCGCACACCGGCCUGGCCAUGCUUCCUUCCACCUCCUCAUCUGAAUAAAGACUACUGCCGGCCAAGUUGAGGAGGAUCUGAACAGACAGGGUGUGUGCUAAGCGCUGGACGGUGUCCAGAACGUCUAUAUGUCACUUUCCUCAGCUGAAGCCAAGAAUAGGAGACCCUGUACAUCACAUACGUGCACGCUAGACAUCUGCUCGACAACAUGGUCGCUCUCCCUUCCUCCUCCUCUUCACUUGGGGUGUAUCGACAUCUUUCUUCACACUGGAAACAGGGGAGUGAGCACUUUUGUACAGCUCGCUUUUUUUUAAAGAUCAUUUGCAAGAUUAUUUUAAUUUGUCGUUUUUAAUAAAGGAGCGUGUAUGUUGGACUUGGCGAAAGGUUGACUCACUGAGCUUCAUUCCCAGCGGCGUGAGCGCAGGUACACCGCAAAUGUCAGCAGACCAGAUUGAGAUGGUGAAACUGUCCUAUCGUCCUUUUGUAACUCUCGGUGAGAGUUUGGAGUCCUGAGCACAAUGUCCUCCCCGAGUGAAUUAGCAGAAUGUCAGUGACGAGUCAGGGUAAAAAUAACAGCGCAGCAACGUGGAAUAAAUCAUGAAUGGUUGUCGCUGCCUUGUGAGGCCUCCUUCUGGGAACAACAUAGCAUUUGGCUUUGAUGUCUGCGAUGACGUGGUCUGUGUCAACUGAACUAGCGCUGAUUAGAUGAUGAUCAGUCGUGUCCAUGUUUAUGUUUCAAAACUGACAUGCAUGUCCUCCUUUUUAGAGGACUGCUCGGUGAUACAGUACGCACAUGUUUUCAGAAUUGUGACUAUAAAUAAAAUGAAAUGUUGUAUUAACA
Messenger RNA from Nerophis lumbriciformis (worm pipefish), 3204 nucleotides. It is a transcript of the gene abcb7, whose product is annotated as ATP-binding cassette, sub-family B (MDR/TAP), member 7. Gene Ontology annotation, biological process: intracellular iron ion homeostasis; transmembrane transport. The record is from RefSeq and is a predicted model, not a curated record. Gene Ontology annotation, molecular function: ABC-type transporter activity; ATP hydrolysis activity; ATP binding. Gene Ontology annotation, cellular component: mitochondrial inner membrane. NCBI's taxonomy places the organism in Eukaryota, Metazoa, Chordata, Actinopteri, Syngnathiformes, Syngnathidae.